AGAGUUGAUUCCCAUUGACAAAUUUGUACAUUUAACCUCACUGUACGUUUAUAUCUGCGUCUGCUGGAAAAAUAAUAUUUGCACAUUUAAGAAAUAUGCUUGGUGUAGUGUUGAUCAUUUUGACACUGUACUCAGCUGUGAUUAGUGGCACUGAACUGACUUUUGAACUACCUGAUAACGAAAAACAAUGUUUUUACGAGGAAUUAGAAGAGGGGGUGACGAUUCAUGUCGACUAUCAAGUUAUUGCUGGAGGCAACUAUGAUGUUGACUGUUUUGUGACAGAUCCAAUGAAUAAUGCAUUGUAUGAAGAACGCAAGAAGCAAUAUGACAGCCUCACCCAUACUACAGCUUUGAAGGGUGUUUACAAGAUCUGCUUCAGCAACGAGUUUUCAACCUUCUCUCAUAAAACUGUGUAUUUAGAAUUCAGAUCAGGCGACGACGAACGACUACUACCUGGUAUGAACAAGCAGACAGCGCUUACACAGAUGGAGUCAACCUGCUUAUCCAUCCAUGAGAUUUUGAAAGUGGUGGAAGACACUCAGACGAAGUACCGUCUUCGAGAAGCUCAGGACCGCUUAAGAGCAGAGGACCUAAAUGAGCGCGUUUAUUAUUGGUCCAUCGGACAGUCUGUCAUUAUAUGCGUGGUCAGCAUCGGACAAGUUUUUAUGCUUAAGAGCUUUUUCAAGGAGAAGAAAGUUAUGGGCAUCUAGUCUUCUUAUGACCACUUUCCAACAAUCCAGCCACAAUUACAUCCCGUUGUGAUGAUCCGUUAUAGAUCUAUAGAUUACAAUAUCAGCAAUGACACUAACAAGGAUGUACUGUAUUUCCCAUAGAAAAAAAAUAGGUACUGGUGUCAUCUUUUAAUUUAUGAAAAAUAUACAACAAAUCAGUAUAAGCUUUACUGGGUAUAGUAAUACAAAUUUUGUGGGGGUUUUUUUUAUACAGCCAUAUUGUAGGGAUUUUUAGAGAGUGUUUAAUUUUGUACCUUUAUUGGAAAUGCACACAAGGUCAAGUUGCAUCUCAAAAUAAUUACAUCUUAGUCUGUGCAUAUACAUUGAAUGUAGUCAUAUUUAACUAGUAUUUCCUAUUAUAAGAUUCAACCAAAUAUAUGACCAUUAAGCCUAUUUCUAGCUAAUAUGCCUUAUGUUGGAAGAUAAUUUUGCUGAUUUUUGGCAUUUAUUUGUAGAAAGAAGAAACAUCUGCCAAUAGAAUUAGAAAAUUUAAAGCUUGAAAUGAUUUUUUAAAAUGUAGAAAUUGGAUUAUUAUUCUAAUUAUAUGAUUGCAUAUUAAUCUUAUAUUUGGUGUAUUGUAUUUGGUGUAUCAAUGACUAUAUUUUCACUUGCUAAAAUGAGAUAAAUUAUUUGCAGUGUGGGAUUUAUGAGGUACAGGUCAGCGUUGUGUCCUUCUCUGUUUGUUUUUUUUACUACAAUUUUGUUGCACUCAUUUUGGGUCCAUUAUUAGAAAGUUAUAACUCUAUUACUGUCAUUCCUUUAACAGCUAGAUACUUUGAAUUUACUUUUUACCAAAUGAUCGAAUGUAAUCCAAAGCAUACAAUUCUAUAAUUUCCAAAGAUUUAACAUUUCCUGUAUUCAUCUUCUCACCUUUGACAAGAUGAUAGACCCUUAGACAAGUGCAAUUAAGUGUCAGAUCUCAGGAUGUGUCUUGAAACUGUUUGUAUAAAAUAUCUAUUGCAUAUAGCUGCUUCUGUAUUUCUUUGUGAUGAUGAAGUGAACGACGGACUACACAAUUUUUAAAAAAAAAUUUGAUUACAGAAUUUUUUAGAUUUCGGUCUACAUAUUGUGCAGUUACUACACAUAAACUGUACUUGCAGUUAUGAUGCAACUAUUUUAGAUGCCUAUACUGAUAGGAAUACAGAAACAAUACACGUCGGGAUUGUGUGAAACUGUUACACCCCAACGCCUGAUGUACUAUUGUUAUCAACCAGUGCAAACAGUGGUCUGUAUAAUUUACACAGGUAUUAGAGAUACUUAAUAUAAAUUUAGGGGGAUUUUUUUUUUUAACAGAGGGUUGUUGAUAUCACUGUGUUAUUAUGUCAUAUUUGAUCGUUGAAUAUAAAAUAUGGUGGUGAA
Molecule: messenger RNA, 2090 nt
Organism: Ictalurus punctatus (channel catfish)
Lineage: Eukaryota; Metazoa; Chordata; Actinopteri; Siluriformes; Ictaluridae
Gene: tmed3
Product: transmembrane p24 trafficking protein 3
Exons: 3
Coding region: 96-710 (204 amino acids)
Biological process (GO): intracellular protein transport; endoplasmic reticulum to Golgi vesicle-mediated transport; Golgi organization
Cellular component (GO): endoplasmic reticulum; COPII-coated ER to Golgi transport vesicle; Golgi apparatus
Source: RefSeq, a predicted model, not a curated record